Messenger RNA from Betta splendens (Siamese fighting fish), 4487 nucleotides. RefSeq lists its product as uncharacterized. Bases 232 to 2511 code for a protein of 759 amino acids. Lineage: Eukaryota; Metazoa; Chordata; Actinopteri; Anabantiformes; Osphronemidae. Gene Ontology annotation, cellular component: cytosol; nucleoplasm. Gene Ontology annotation, biological process: positive regulation of actin filament polymerization; actin crosslink formation; plasma membrane organization. Gene Ontology annotation, molecular function: protein binding; cytoskeletal adaptor activity. The record is from RefSeq and is a predicted model, not a curated record. The transcript is spliced from 15 exons.
AAGAUCAUCGGCGUCUCGGUGGAUCGUGAAACGUCCUUCUCACGGUGGAGGGUGACAAAUACAAAGAACUCAUUUUAAAGAGUGCUUCACCGGUGCAUUAUUAACAGUUGAGCAGCCACACGUUGAGUUCGCGCUACGUUCACGUUUGAUUCAAGUGGCCGCUGCAGCUUUGAGUGACCCCACGUUUUUAAUGCUCUCACACAAGAUGCUCCGGGAGUCCACAGCACAUGAAUGCACCGUCUGUAUCGGCCCUCUGACCACCUGCAGACUUUUCCUGUCGCAUCCUGGAACAGACGCCACUUUAUUUAUCGGAACCCAAACACACCGCGGCGCUGGAACGGCUUCAUCCUUUCCAAACAUGAGCAGGUUACGGAGCGUGUGGACGUGAGUUGGGACGGAGCUUAUCCCGCAGCCGCUCCGUCUCCCCUGACAAAUGACAGACUCCAGGGUGGCCUUAAUGAGGGAUCGGUGGCCUCAGUAACGCGUAGGAAGGCGAACACCCGGAGGAGAAGAGGGUUCAAGCGAACGGCGGCAGCACGAAAGCAGCGCGAGAAGAUGUCUCGAACCGAGGAAGUCAACAAGAUGACGGAAAACGUCUACAAGGGGAUUCUGGACCAGUUCAACCCGAGUCUGAAGAACUUCGUGACCAUGGGGAAGUACUACGAGAAGGCCCUGACAGGCGUGACCGUGGCCGCCAAGGGCUACUUCGACGCUCUGGUGAAACUGGGCGAGCUGGCGAGCGACAGCCAGGGCUCCAAAGAGCUGGGGGACACGCUGUUUCAGAUGGCCGAGGUCCACAGGCAGAUUCAGGUGCAGCUGGAGGACGUGCUGAAGCUGUUUCACUCCGAGCUGCUCGCCCAGUUGGAGCAGAAGCUGGAGCUGGACAUCAAAUACCUCACAGCCACCUUAAAGAAGUACCAGAGCGAGCGCCGGUCCAAGUCGGAAUCCAUCGAGCGCUGCCAGUCGCAGCUGAAGAAGCUGCGCAGGAAGAGCCAGGGCAGUCGGCACCCCAACAAAUACGGAGACAGGGAGAUGCAGUUCGUGGAGCUGAUGAGCCGCCGCCAGGCCGAGCAGGACGCGCUGGUGGCGUCCGGCUACAAGUCCGCGCUGACCGAGGAGAGGCGGCGCUACUGCUUCCUGGUGGACAGGCAGUGCUGCGUCACCAAGCUGCUCAUCAACUACCACUCCAAGGUGCGGGAGCUCCUGUCGCAGAAGCUGUCGUCGUGGCAACAGUCGUGCUCUCAGCCGACCAAACUCCCGGAGAGGGCUCUGAACCUGCUGCGUCACACCGCUCCCCAGGGCUCCGGCGCCGCCGGCAUCGCCGAGGUCCUGCGCCAGGCCCGGCUCGGCCCGGAACAGAGGCUCUCGGUGCAGGAGGUUCCGCCUCUGCUGAACGGCGACCCGGCCCGGUCCCAGCGGCCGCGCUCGCCCCCCUCCUCCUCCCACGGCGACGCCUGCGCUCCUCAGGACUCCCCGCAGACGCUGCGCUCCUCCUCGUCCGCUGGAGGAGCCGCCGGGGGCUCGUCGCGAGGGGCGUCCCCUCAGCACGCCGGCGGCGCCGCCGGGCCCGCGGCCUCCGCUCCCGCCUCGUCCGGCAGCUCCGGCUCGGCCCAGCAGAACCCGCUCCUCCUGAGCACCAACACGUCCAACCUGUCCCCGAGCCUCAUCCCCUCCACGGUGAUGUCGCUCCCCCAGGUCCCUCCGGUGAGCGGCUCCUCGCACGGCAUGACGCUCCCCAUCCAGCACAGCGCCCCCCACAGCCCCCUGCUGCCUCACAGCGCCCCCCUCUCCAGGGCCCUGACCCCGGUGCAGCUGCUGCACCAACAGGUGGGAGCGGGGGGAAGCAGCACCUCGUCGCCGUCCCACAAUCCGUGGACGCUGAAGGUUCCGGAAACGUGCUCCACGGCGACGCUCCCGCUGCCCAGGAGGCCUGUUAGCGAAAUGAGGCUGGGCGGCUUUCAGGGCUCCAGUCUCCCGAGGACGCUGCCGCUGUCGGAGCCCGCGCGCGUGGAGGCCAUGUUCCCUCACACUCCCGGGGCGUCGGAGGGCGGGGGAGUCGGCGGCGGGGCCUGUUUGCUGCAGUUCCUGCCCGGCGACGGCAUCACCCUGCUCAUCUCUGAGCCCAGAGACGGGUGGCACUACGGGCAGAACGAGCGCACUGGACGGAAAGGCUGGUUUCCUUUCGCCUACACGCAGCCUCAGCACAGCAAGCUGGAUGCCCUCGAAGGCUCUCUCUUCUUAUCUAAAGCUAACAGCACCAGCACCGGCCAGCUCGACAAGCUGGUGUCCGCAGGUCUGCCGGCCCUCACCCCCGAUUCAGAGGAGGAGCGCUGCCUUCCUCCCCAGAGGGUCAGCACCUUCCGCCCACGGCCGUACAGCAUGGCCGACAGCAGUAAGAUCACCUCAGAUUUGGUCUCUCCUCCACCGUCCCCAACCAGGCCAAAUCCAUUCGCCCACGUUCGACUCAGAAGAACUGUCACCAACGACCGCUCGGCUCCCAUCAUCGAGUAAGUGGUGGAUUCCAGAGCGGCGGUCCUGUUCUCCUCCUGGUGCAUCAAGUCUCAGGCUGAAUCCUGGCAACAGCACAAUGGCUCAUGUAGUAUUUGCAGUCUGUCACAGAUGUGCAGAAAUAGAAAAGUUUAAAAUUAAAGUUUAAAAUAUGAUCUGUUAUGUGACCACAGACCACUGUGAAAGAAGAGUAAGUAGAAGCAGAACCGAAAAUGUAGACUAGUUCUUAUCAAAUAGCAGUAUGUAUGUUUUAUCCUUAGCUCAUAGCUGAUUUAUUCUUGUUCAGAUUAACACUUCUAGGUUUGUCCUGGCCUCUAAAGGAUACUUCUUGGUUCUUUUGUUCUCUGUUCAGUGCAAUUCAUUCUCAACUAACCAUUAAUUUACUUUUAUUUUGUGCCAUAUUGGUGGUUUUUCACCUUAACUAUUAUAAAGUGUUACAGGAAGAGGACAGGCUCCUGCUCUAAAAGUGCUAUUAUGUUGUUUUUUUAAAGCUGCCAGGUAGUUGCAUUUUUGUGGUCUUAAUGGAAAUUACCUUAAAUUUAUUCAUGAUGUAAUCUUUUGCAAAACAUGAUGUUAAAAGAGAUAUUUUACUAAUACUGACACAGAUUGACUGAGCAUGGGCCAAGUUUAUUAAUAGUCUUUGUCAAUCAAAUCUGUUUUCUGUUGCCAUUCACCACAUCAUAUGCAGCUGCUGUAAAGUUACAUCUACAUGCUGUAAAGUGUUGUUUAAUUGUAGAUGUUUGGAUUAAAUGAACGUUUUACGAAAGCUCAGGCUUAAACGUAAAACACAUUCCAUCUAAAACAUAAUUCGGUGGAAUCACUAGAGGAAAUUCUUACAAGGCAAAAAAGGAAAAGCAAAGCUCAUUGGCUUCACAGACAGUAUCUCUGACACUUAAUAGAUGAACGAUCGCUUGAUGUUUAUUAUCAAAGGUUUUUUCUUAGAAGGUAGGUUUUUUUGGAGUUUUGAAAGUUGAAAGAAUGAGAGAUUUGCGUGCUUAGUCUUGAUGGCAUCUUGAUUCCCCUUCAGUCCUAAAACAGAGGCUUUUCAGCAGCCAGGCUAGAUAAUAUUAGCUGUGUUUACCAAUCAGACUGAGCAGAAUCUUCAGAAGACGCGUGAAUGCCAAGGCAGACGGUGCAAACUGGGUUUUAGUGUGGAGAUGAAUUUUAGAAAGUGAUGAAGAAAGCAAAUGGGAAGUUGAUCAACGUCUGAGUAAGUGAUCACGGUAAACUAAAGAAAUCCAAAGUUAAGUUCCAUAGUUCUGUGUUCUCUUAUACUGUAGUUUCUCAUUUUAACAAUUCAAUUGAUUACGCACAAAGUAUUGUAGGAAAUCAUUUCUAACAUCAGAGAAAGUACAGCAUUGUUUAUAAGUAACAAACAUGUCAGUAAAAUAAAGGAGCUGAUGCCUACUUGGUCUUGUACGUUUUGCAUGAUUUUGUAGGAAGUUUAUUUGACUGUAUAAAAAUGUUUCACUUUAGCAGAAGAUUAUGAUUACACAGAAGUCACUGUCAGACAUUUUUUUUACAACUGAAAAAUCCUGAAACAAGACUUUUUAUUCAGAACAACAUAUUUAAACUGUGUAAAGUUUGGUUCAAAUAUGCACUGAAAAUCAAAUAAUCAACUAACGUCACCUAUUUAGAACAAAAUGAAAUAUAAGAUGUGAAUAUGUGAAACAAGUGUAGUAUAUAUGUAUCAAUGCAAUCAGGAGAUUGAGAAUAUGUAAUAUAAGCGUGUGUUUACAGGAACACUGUCACUAAAUGCAUCCAAGUCCAAACUCUUCUCCAAAAGUAAAAUAUUCUUUUACAUUAUGACAAUUUCAGAUAGCUCCUUGGUUCUGCUACAAUUGCUACAAACACUGUUGUUGUUUUUUAAAGUGCAUUAAUAUAAAUUUUAGCAAAAAAUAAUGGAGUAAAAAACUGUUGAAGAAAAUGUCUACACCAGAAACACUGAACAAUGUUGUCAAAUAAAAAGGCUAUGAAUA